Coffea eugenioides is the source of this 2639-nucleotide messenger RNA. RefSeq lists its product as uncharacterized. The coding region runs from base 1 to 2457 and encodes 818 amino acids. Gene Ontology annotation, biological process: response to endoplasmic reticulum stress. Gene Ontology annotation, molecular function: protein binding. Lineage: Eukaryota; Viridiplantae; Streptophyta; Magnoliopsida; Gentianales; Rubiaceae. The transcript is spliced from 10 exons. The record is from RefSeq and is a predicted model, not a curated record.
AUGGACUUUUAUAUCAGCAUGGGAGCAGGAAGAAAGACAAAGACGCUUCCAUUAAAGGAAAAGCCUGAAGAUAAAUGGACAGUUAAUUGCAGUGUUUCUGCUCGAAAUCUAAGGAAAGCUGACCUAGGUGCAGUUAUAUUCGGAUGCAAACAUUAUACAAUUAAGGAAUGCCAGUUGAAGCAAUUGUUUGGAUUGCCGUCAGCACAUUUUUCCUAUGUGAAGAACGUUACUCCUGGCUUAACACUAUUCCUAUUCAACUAUAGCGAUAGGAAGCUUCAUGGCAUCUUUGAAGCUGCAAGCACAGGCCAAUUGAAUAUCAACCCGUAUGGGUGGACUGAUGAAGGCACAGACCACACACCUUACCCUGCACAGGUGCAAGUGCGCGUUCGAAAGCAGUGUCGGCCAUUGCUUGAAGAAGAAUUUGCUCCAAUAAUUGCUGAUAACUAUUAUGAAUCAAUGCAUUUCUGGUUUGAGCUCGACCGGACUCAAACGAGCAAACUGACGGACUUAUUUUUAUCUUCAGCACCUCGCCCUCCUAGGAAUGCUCUUCGAUCGCAGAAUACAGCUAAAUGGAGCACACUUUUCAAUGGUUUACCAAGUUCUGAUGCUAGGGAGGUAGAUAAUGGAGUUAGAGCUCCAAUUUCAGAAGAAACAGCCUAUAAUUCGCAUGAGGUGUGUACAGAAUGCAACUCAUGGGAAUCAACUGUUGUAGACCCAAAACUAGAAAGUGAGCGAUCAUAUGCAUCUGUUCUGAGUAGUAAAAGUACUACCCUUGAACAGAAACCAUGGAUAUCUUUGUUUAAACCUUCUGCAGCUUCAAGUGGGCUACACAAAAAGGAAAGCUUUCCAGCACAAUCUUCAAAAACUUUGCCUCCAUCAGAUAAUUCCAAUAUGGAAUGGGAGCUUUCAUGCGUCUCAUCUUCUCUUCACAGAGAAUACCAGCAUUUGGAAACUUGUUCUAAUGAUUGGGGUUCAGAAGGAGACGAAGAGCCUUUCGACUUGAAACCAAGCUCCAUGGACUCUAAUCUGCUGUCAAAAGUAACCGAUUCAAUCACUCUUAGCACUUCAAACAUUUCGUUAGCUACUGUUGGUUUAAGGGAGGAAAUCGGGCAUAUGAAGUCAAUUGCUUCAGGAUUGCACCUUCAUAAGCCUGAUGAGCCAGAUGCAGAGUGGGAGUCAUGUGUUCCCCGUGUUUUAAUUCGAGAUGGCACUGCAUUAAAAACUUCUAUUGCCAAUGAUGCAAAAGGCAUGCACAAUUAUUCCGUGGAUCCAGUCGAAAUUCAUGGCCAAGAUCCUGACCAGUUGUUUCUGACUGGUGGGGAAUAUCCAGGGGAAGGUGAGGCUUCAGUAGCAUGUACAGAGCUUAAGUCCUGUGAUGUUCCCUCUGCUGUAGCUCAGCUAAUGCGAGAAAUUGAAGAGUUGAAGGGGUCUCAUUUGAAACAAAACCUCAAAAUUAACUCUCUGGAGCAGGAACUGGUUCAGUCAAGGAUAGAGAUUCAACAAUUAAGAAGCCAAUGUAAAAUGUUGGCUUCUAGUUCAACUUCCUAUUCAAGGGGGCAUUUGGAGGGAGUAGACACUGAAGCAUCCAAACCUUUUCAGGGAUUUGACAACUCUCUACUUAUAGUAGGAGGAUACAAUGGUUCUUCUUGGAUAUCAGAUUUGAGCCUCUAUUCACCUACACACGAUAUUGUAAAAUCUCUUAGUCCAAUGACCUUUAUGCGCUCUUAUGCCUCAGCAGCACAGUUGAAUGGUGAACUUUAUCUAGUUGGUGGGGUACAUGGAAAUCAUUGGUAUGAUACAGUUGAAUCAUACAAUCUGAAACACAAUCAAUGGGCUAAACGUCCUUCUCUAAAUCAGAGAAAAGGGAGUUUGGCUGGGGUUUCUGUAUUGGAAAAGUUGUUUGCAAUCGGUGGAGGAAAUGGAGUUGAGUGUUACUCAGAGGUUGAAAUGUUUGACGCGAACAUAGGAAAGUGGAUCUUCACACAGCCAAUGCAACAAAAGCGAUUUGCUCCAGCAGUUGCAGAUAUAAAUGGUGCAGUCUAUGUUGUUGGGGGAUAUGAUGGAGCACAGUACCUGAAAUCUCUUGAAAGAUUUGAUCCUAGAGAACCUAAAUGGACUUUACUGAGCAGCAUGAGCACAAAGAGGGGAUGCCACUCUGCAGUCGCAUUGGAUGAGAAACUGUAUGCUUUUGGUGGUUAUAAUGGAGAGAAAAUGGUGUCCACUGUUGAGGUUUUUGACCCUCGUGUUUGUUCAUGGAUGAUGAGAGAACCCAUGAAACAUGCAAGGGGAUAUUUUGGGGCUGUGGUGAUUGGAGGAAAGAUAUACGCCAUAGGUGGGUUGAAGGACAAAGAGGAGAUUUUAGACACGAUAGAGCUGUUCGAGGAGGGUUAUGGCUGGCAAGUAAUGAAACUAAAAGCUUUGGGGAAAAGAUGCUUCAUCUCUGCUCUUGUUUUGUGAAUGCUCGUUGUAUUCCGUGUCUCGCUGUCAAUAGGUAUAUCUACGGGAACCGGCAGUCAGCAAGGCUCCCCAUGUUUGCUGCAUGGAAUGUGUCUUCGCUGGUUGUGUCUUAUAACGAGCUUUUGACUCUCUUUGUGGUUUUGUGACAUUAGAACUACUCUACAACUAUAAUCACUUUAAAC